AUGUCUACCGGAGACCCUGGGUCCCCACUGCCGGCACCGCCACCACCGGUAUCCGCCGCCAGCGUCCAGCCCCCCCGCGACCGGAUCCCGAUAAGCUCGAAGAAGACGCAAGUCACGGGCCCCGCCACCGCCGCACCCAACUAUGCUGCCGCUGCGAGUCAGAUGGCGACUCAAACACCUGAACAACAGAAACAACAACAACAGCGUGCCAAGGCUCUGGGCAGCCUCCUACAAGCCAUGGGUGCUGUACCCGGAAACCGCAUGGAUCGCUGGGUCCAGGCCAUCUACUUCGCCGAACUCUACCCCGUCGCCACCGCCACAUCGCUGAAAUUUUCGGCCUUGAACGCGAACCGGUCCGUCGAGAACAUCUUCGAUUACGCCCUUGAAGUGACUCUGUCUCACCAGAGCGCCUCGCGAGCGACUCAUGCCGACAAGAUCGAUCUCGUGGCCUGCGUCACGAGGCUGCUAUCGCCCAUCUCUCCUAUCUGCUUUGAGCCUGGAGUUCCUCUGCCGGACCAUCUUGCGGCUUAUCAACCACAGAUCUUAGGCGUACAACAUUCAUCAAUCCUGCGUAAUGGGGCGGCUCACCAUCGCGUUACGGUUGGGUUCGUCACCGGCGAGGCACGUGACGCGGCGCUCACGACGCCCCCCGCUCUCACUUGGCGAUCGGCGAAGGCCCGCUUCGCGAAGUCUCACAGGUUCCACCAUAACAUGGUCGAGCUUCGAAUCAACGUCGGUGUUCAAGGAGUGCCCUCCAUGGAUGCCAUCAUCAAAUCGUUCCAAUCACUUGUGCAAGACCUGUCAGGCAAGGGACAUUCAUGCCAACUUGUGCAGGUUCUGCGCGUUAUCAGCGUGGACAACGCCUCGGCCUUCGCCCACGUUGCCGGAGACUACUCGGCUUUCCUACACUUCGAUGACGACUCCCUAUUCCAACGCCCCAACACGACCUUGAAGGAGAUUCUACCUUCGAGGAUCGACCUUCCCACUUGAGGCAUCCCGGUUACCGCCCUUCGCCAUGACUAUGAGAAGGAGGCGGCUUGCGGUAGGUGCCACUUUGUGGGUCACGUGGGAACCUGCGGACUGGAUCAGGAGAGGAAGCGGAAGGAGGCUCACAACGGCAUCAUCAACAGCAACAAAAACACCAUCACCCACAACACCAACAUCGCGGAGGCCGAGGCCCCCAUUCCUGUGCUGGUUGUUAACAGGAUCGCAUCACAGAAUCACUUCGCCGGGCUCGAGGUCGAGGAGGGACAGGAGGAAGAGGUAACUGGCCAGGGCGAACAGGGACCGGAGGAAUCGGGGGAGGAAGACGCUGGUGAUAAGGCGGAUGACGAGGACUCGGAGGACUCGGAGAUGGAAUCGGAGGCGGCCGCGAAAACGGAGGUCAUCAAAAUUGAAAGCGAGGACGAGUCGGUCUUGGAGGACUGCAGCGGAUCCGAUGGAGAGGUGAUUGAUGAGAAUGAGGUGAUGGCGGAUGAAAGAGGUGAAACGGAAGGAGAGGUGGCUACGGAGAUGGAGGAAGAGGAGGUGGCGACGGAGGUGGGCGAUGUGGACGAAGCGAGGGGAUCGACGAAAGCGGAGAAUGCGGAAGCGACGGACUUAGGGGAAACGAACAGGCUGGACAAUGACGACGACAGCGACGCCACAGCAACCGCCGCCACCGCUUCCCGCGAAUCGACGCCGCAUGAACCAACCCCACCUCUGUCACCCGAAACUCUCGCCAAGUCGCUACGCGAGGGGGAGGAGUGGGACAGGAUCAGAGCUAACUGGGUUGAGCAGGCACGACUUGAGCGGGACCAAAGCAUCGAGAGGAGGCUCAACGCUGAAACCCCUCUGGUGCGUCACAACUUUGCCACGUGGGACGAGGACGGUGAGAUACGCUCCAUCAACAUCAGGGGGACCGCUGCGAAGUUCAAGAAGCAGGUGAUGAAGAGGUCGCAGACUGCGGCGGACCUCAGUGACCCAAGUGACGAACCGACCGACGCCAAGCGAGUCAUCAUCAAAGGGAAGAGCCGCGUCGUGGUGAAGGAUGGAAUAGAGGGGCGGAGGGUGACGAGGUCGAUGUCGGCGGCAGCGGCGAUGCAGGUCGAGGUGACGAAGGUGGACAGAGGGAAAGGAAGAGGGGUAGCUGAGGAAAAACGAUGGUCCGACCACGAGCCCGAGGACGAUGUCCUGCCCGCCCUUCCCCUCUUUGAGGACGUCACCACCGCCAAGAGCGCCUCGACCUCGACUACCCAUUAAUGAUCAAGCACACCAUCAUCACCUGGAACGUAAGAAGGGGCAUGGGGGUCCCGGAAAAACGACGUAAUAUCUACACCUACCUUUCCACAUUCAAAGCUUCCGCGAUUCUCUUACAAGAGCAUUUCAUCAGACCACAAUUCUGUGAAGAGUCCACUCUCAGCUCGACAGGGGCGCCUCGGUCGUUGCGCGCGCCUGCUAGCCUGGCCCCUGUGGUGGGGACUUAGGCGCGCGCGAGUGCCUCAGCGCGCCGGCGCCGGCGGUUUUCGGGCGCGCGCCGCUAGCCCGCCCUUGCAGUGGGGACUUAGCCGCGCGCGACUGCCUCAGCGCUCCAGCGAUUUCGCCCGCGCCUGGGCAUAUCCCAGCGCGGGCCCCCUUUCCAUUUCUUAGCUUCCUUCUCAUCACUUCUGUUCGACUCUCGACUUCUCCUGACAGUAGUGGUGAUCAUCUCAUAGGUACGCUGAAAUACAUCACUUCUGUUCGACUCUCGACUUCUCCUGACAGUAGUGGUGAUCAUCUCAUAGGUUAUAAGCCCAUCGAGCUACCGCUGGCAUGGACACGUCGUCAACCCUCGCGACGAGCGCCACCCCGACAAUUCCCGCCGAACAGCUUGCCGCACUUACAUCGCUGCUGUCGGGACUCACCGCUGCCGCUUCCGGCACUACCGCACCCGCCACGACAUCCGGCUCCAAUCGCAAUGCCUUCCCGAAGCAUGCGCGGUUGGACGGGCCGAAGACGUUCGCGAACUGGACACGCCAGCUUCGCCUGUGCCUAGCGGACGACAUCCGCUCCUACGUCCUCGACGGAAUCACCCCCGACGAUUGGACGCCUUCGCAACGCUCCGCCCGCGACGUCGUGGCACGCGAGAUCCUUGCAAACUCAAUCGACUCGGCCGAAGUCUCGGCAGUCCUCGACAAGAUCCCUACGGCCGACCUCACAGCGCCCAAGAUUUACUCGACGCUGAAAUCGCGAUACGCCCCUGAUGACGCCACUCGCACGCUCGAGCUCUUCUCGCGACUCUGGGGCUUCCGACCCAUGCCCGGAACGGUUGGCGAAUUUGACAGUUGGAUCAUGGACUUCAAGUCGGUCGCGCAAGAGAUCAUCGAUACGAAAACGACGAUCAACGACGUCCUUGCCACACUCCUCCUCGCGAUCGCCCACCCGUCACUCGAGAGCUUCAAGGCAACGUUCACCGACGAACAACGCACGCAACGAACUCUCCCUGACAUCGAUUCAGUGGCCGACCGUAUGCGAGUUCAACUCCGGUCAACGAACCUCUCCAACGAUCAAUCGGCCCUCCUUGCCUCGUCGUCGCCACGUUCUACCCGUACCAAGUGCCUCGCCUGUCGCAGCUCUUCUCACCGCGUCGCACAAUGCCCUACAAGGGCCCAGCAUCCACCGCCAGGCCCGUGUCGCUCCUGCAAGAAGAAGGACCACUGGUCUUUCGACUGCAAAAAGACUCUUGAGGACGGGAAAACGCCCGACACCUCUGAUGCGCAACACCAUGUCGGAUGUCUCGCCACCGGUCUUCUCGCACAUCGUCGUCAGCUUCGCAACAACUCCUUCGUCGUCGACUCGGGUGCCACUUCGCACAUGGUCUCGGACAAGUCGCUGUUCACGGCCUAUCGCCACAUCGCUCCUACGAAGAUUGGUGGUAUUGCAGGGGGCAUCAACGCCGUCGGAACGGGAAACAUCGCCUUUGUUGCCGCCUCCGGUCACCCGAUCACGCUUACCGGCGUGCUGCACACCCCGGGCCUGUCUGUCAACCUCCUCUCGGUCUCUCGACUUUGCGACACCGACGAUGUCCGUGUCGCCUUCACGAAGCACGGCAUCCAUAUCGACAAGAACGGCAAUGCUAUCGCUGAAGGCGCAAGACUCGAGGAAGGGCUCUACUUGCUGGACGCUGAUCAUUCCAAAUGUCAGCAUCUCGCUCUCCUCUCUCGCUCACAGUCUUCCGUGCCCCUGCUGACCCUUCACCGCUGCCUCGGCCAUCUCGCACCGUCGUCCAUACAGAAGAUGGUUGCCGCUGGUUUGCUGGAAGGUCUCGGGGCCGGAUAUAGUGACGAAGAGGUAGAGAAGUUUGUCUGCAAUGCUUGCCUCAGUGCAAAGGGCCAUCGUCUUCCUUUUCCCGAUUCGGACUCGCACUCCUCAGAGAGACUCGGCCUCGUACACAGCGAUGUGCUUUCCUUUCCCGAGUCGUCCUUGACUGGCAAGCGUUACCUGGUCACGUUUCUUGACGACUUCUCGCGCAAACUGUGGGCAUACGCGAUCGGACACAAAAGCGAAGUCUUUGGCGUGUUCAAGACAUGGCUUGCCGAGGUCGAACUCGAGACGGGUGCAAAACUGAAGGUCCUCCGAACCGACAAUGGUGGCGAAUACUGUUCGAGAGCGUUCACGGAAUUCUGUAAGGCACGCGGCACACGUCGACAAUACUCUAUCCCUCGAACGCCUCAACAGAACGGUCGUGCCGAACGAGUCAAUCGUUCUAUCGUCGAAGGUGUCCUUGCCCUCCUUGCAGACGCCCACUUACCCAAAUCAUUCUGGGAGGAGGCAGCAGCUUAUUUCGUCUACUGCAAGAACCUGUGCGAACACUCGGCCCUGGACAAGGCAACACCGAACUUCGCCUGGCAGGGCGACCGCACCAACGCCUCGGCGCUUCACCCGUUCGGCUGCACGGCUUGGCUCACAGUCGCGCCUGAACUUCGCUCGAAACUCGACCCGAAAGCGGUUCGCGUUCUCUUCACCGGCUAUGACCUGGCUUCUAAAGCCUUCCGUUUCUACGACACGACGACCAAGAAGAUCAGUUUGGGCAGAAAUGCCAGGUUCCUCGACAACGAAUUUCCCGGGUUACGUAGCGACUCCACCGAGCAAGACGCCGACACGCACUUCGCCAGCGCUUGCCCGACCACCGAAUCCCAAGCCGUUGUCAAGACAUGGACCCCACUAGUAAGGUCGGCGCACAUGGACGUCUCAUCCUCUCUUGAUGACUCUGCCAUGAGCGCCGUUGACGUGGCCCCAGGGUACACUGGCGGAACCUUACUUAAUUCCACAGAUGCCGAAUCGUCCUCGUCACCGUCUCCUGAGCCGUCCUCGUCACCGUCGCCCGCAACCCCCUUGUCACCGUCGCCUGCGCUGUCACCGUCGUUGGCUGCGUCAUCGUCACCCUCGGCCUUACCGACCGACUCUGACUACUCCGCCGACCCUCUGGACCUCAUCGGCUCACAGACCCCGACUCGCCUCGGCCCACCGGACGUGCACCGCCCAGACUUCAGCACGUACCGUGAGCCCGCAUCGGCUGAGGAGUCGCCCGACGAACUCGACAUCAUUGGGCGCCACUCGCGCGAUGAAUCGCCGGACGAAAUCGAUUUCCUCACCCAACACCACCGCGCCUUCAUCGCCACCGACGACGACAACUCUGACACAGAAGCCAUUCAACCAGUCAAGUCCAUCACCAGCGACCCACAGACAUGGCGCGAGGCAAUGUCGAGUGACAAGCGCGAAGUGUGGGCCAAGGCCGCUACCGACGAGUUCAAUUCCAUGCGCGACGACUUCAAGGUCUUCACCAUCGAGGACCGAUCCACGGUACCAGCGGGUGCGACCAUCGUCACAUCCAAGUUCGUCUGGAAAACGAAACGGAAUGCACUCGGCGAAGUCACCGGCCACAAGGCACGGCUCGUGGCGCAGGGAAAUCGGCAACGCGACGGCAUCGACUUCAACGAAACCUUCGCACCAGUCGCACGCUUCUCCUCGAUACGCUCACUCCUCGCGCUGGCGGCCGCCAACGGCUUGCACGUGCACCAGGCGGACAUCGACAAAGCCUAUCUGCAUGGCGACCUUGACCAUGACAUCUGGAUGACGACACCGCGCGGCUUCGACCUUCCCACCGACAAGGUGCUUCGUCUGCGACGCUCCAUCUACGGACUCAAACAGGCUGGCCGAAUCUGGAAUCGACACAUCGACGCAUCGCUUCGAGAUCUCGGCUAUACGGCGACGGGCACCGACCACUGCGUGUACUCUCGGAUCGACGAUCGGCGACGCCCACACUACAUCGCGCUGUACGUCGACGACCUCCUGAUGAUCAGCCCCGACUUGGCCGAAAUUGAACGUGUCAUCUCGGGCCUCGAACAACGCUACGGCGUCAAGCGCCUCGGCCCGGCAGAGUACAUCCUCGGCAUCCAGAUCAGGCGACUCGAAGACGGUUCUAUUGCCCUGUCCCAGGAACGGUACAUCAUGGACGUGCUUGCUCGGUUCCACUUCGACACCACGACUCGCGGCACUACAGUCCCGAUGACCCCCGGCCUUUUGCUCACCGCCAUCCCGGGUCAAGGCACCGAACGGAUCAGGUCAUGGUAUCUGCAGGCUAUCGGCUCGCUCCUCUACAUUUCGCUCGGCACCCGCCCCGACAUCGCCUUCGCCGUGUCCUACCUGGCCCGCUUCGCCAACAACCCUGGACGUCGUCACUGGAUCGCGGUCAAGCACAUCCUCCGCUAUCUCCGGGCCACAUAUCGCGACGAACUGGUUUAUGCUUGCGGCGAGACACGCAUCACGGGCGUGGUUGGCUACUCCGACGCGAACUGGGGGGCCUGCGUCGAUACGUCGGUGUCCACUAUGGGCUACGUCUUCUACAUUGCCGGAUCCGCCGUGUCUUGGUCGUCCAAGCGUCAAUCUCGAGUUGCCGAUUCUACCACCGACGCUGAAUACCUCGCCCUCUCGCAUGCUGGCAAGGAAGGGAUCUACCUCAGUCAGCUGCUCGAGGAGCUCCAUGUCCAACCUGUUGCACCGGCUCACAUUUUUACUGACAAUGAAGCCGCUGCCGCAGUUGCCCACGACCCUGUCCGCGUCUCCGGCACUCGACACAUACGCUUGCGCGAGCACUUUGUUCGGGACAUGGUGAAUCGGGGCGAUAUCUCACUCUCGCAUGUGGGAACCAGCAACAUGGUGGCCGACAUCUUCACAAAGGCUCUUGGCCCAAAGAUUUUCUCGACACACUGCUACGCACUAGGCCUUCGCACUCGACACCCACGGCUUGGAUCUGCCUCGCAUUCGCGUGGGGGGGGGUGUGAAGAGUCCACUCUCAGCUCGACAGGGGCGCCUCGGUCGUUGCGCGCGCCUGCUAGCCUGGCCCCUGUGGUGGGGACUUAGGCGCGCGCGAGUGCCUCAGCGCGCCGGCGCCGGCGGUUUUCGGGCGCGCGCCGCUAGCCCGCCCUUGCAGUGGGGACUUAGCCGCGCGCGACUGCCUCAGCGCUCCAGCGAUUUCGCCCGCGCCUGGGCAUAUCCCAGCGCGGGCCCCCUUUCCAUUUCUUAGCUUCCUUCUCAUCACUUCUGUUCGACUCUCGACUUCUCCUGACAGUAGUGGUGAUCAUCUCAUAAAUUCUGGCAGCUCAUCAAGGACGAGUACGAGGGCAAGCUCUUCAUCAACCAGCACUGCCUGACCCUGAUCCCGGCCGACUCGCCCCUGAUCGACGCCGAGCUCUUGCGCACCCACUCGGCACUCGACGGCCGGCUCCUCGUCACCUCCUUUCGUCUGCGGGGCGACAUCAAAAUUCUAGAAAUCAAUAACCUCUACGCGCCCGUUGACCCAAAACAACGAGCAAAAUUCUUCGACAAACUGAUCCUCCACAAAACACAGAAAUCCCACCUCCGACUCCUUGGCGGCGAUCUCAACGACUGCCCGCGCCCAGAAGUCGAUCGGCGGAACCAAAGUCGGCGCGGCCACCACUGGCCGAUUCUGAUGGGCAAGCUCGACUCGGCCUACACGGACUGCAUCCGCUACAAGCACCCCAUCACCCCAUCUUUCACUCGACCUAAUCCCAAUCGCAAGCGACCCAACUCCUUCUCCCGGCUUGACUACUUUCUCCUACAAAGAGCUCACCAAAAAAGGCUCGACCAGGCCUCGACGAUCUACGACUAUCCCAAGGAUCUUUCCGAUCACCAACCGGUCUUGAUCGUACUGGCUCUCUCAGACGAUCUUGAUGCGGCUCUCCCACAGCUCAGCCUACCUACCACAUCCAACCAACUACAUCGAAUCAAUACCACAACCUUCAAGACGGUGGAAUUUCAGCGGAUGAUGGAAGGAUGGUUGGAAGGGGCAAGCGGGGAGGAUCCGGUGCGAGAGCUUGAGGAGGUUCUGGAGGCGUGCAGGGACAGGGGUGGGGAGAUGGCGAGGAGGCUGCAUCGGGAGCGGACGGAACGGAUGGAGUAUUUGGUGGGGAGGGUGCAGGAUCUGGAGGCGUUACCGGUAUGGGGGGAGGCGGAAACGGCAGAAUGGACAAGGACGUCCGAGGAACUCAAGCGGGCGGUCGAGGAGCGCGCGCGCCUACUCCGGAUCCGAGCCCACGUCCCCGAGAUCGCUUCCGAGGAACGACUGUCGCGGCCGGUCCACGCCAAGCUCGCGGCGCGGAACUCGGACUCCAAGAUCACAGCACUGCGCUUGGGCAACGGAGAGCUAACGCAUGACAUUGAUGUCGCUCUUGACCACACGCAGGCGCAUUUCCAGCGCCUCUACCACAUCGAGCCUCGUGAUCCGGAACGCGUCGACCGACUUCGGGACGAACUCCUCGUGCCGAUCAGGGCGGCACGGACUUGCGACGACCCGCGCUCAGAUCCGCUCUUUCUGCGCCGACUCUCGGAAGCGCAGAUUGAUCUCCUCCAGCAACCCAUCACCGAGGACGAGGUCGUGGCCGCGAUCGGGACGACGCACCCGGGGCGAUCGCCGGGCCCGUCGGGCGUGCCUUACGAACUCUAUCAGACCGCACCGGAGGCGUGGUCCAAGGUGCUGACCAAGGCCUACAACGCGAUGAUCGAGCGCGGUUCACUCUCUCCCAAGCAGGGCCAGGGACUCGUGCGCCUCAUCUUCAAGCGCCACAAGAAGAAUGCCGAUCGCGCCGAACUCUCGUCGUAUCGCCCCAUCACCCUGCGCGAGUGCGAUUACAAGAUUUUUACCAAGGUCUACGUCGCCCGAUUGAACCAAAUUCUGCCCGAUCUCCUCCCGCCGCAGCAGCACGGCUUCGUCAAGGACCGCCGAUCGGCCGACGCUGCACUACACCUUCGUCUCCUGAUCGAGGAACUUGGCGCGCGCAGGACCGAGUUCCCCGCGGCCGCGCUCUUGUCUCUUGACCAAUCAUCCGCCUACGACCUCGUCGAGCAUGACUGGAUCUUUGCCAUCUUCGACGCUCUGGGCGCUCCUACCACCUUUCUUCGCGUGCUGAGGAUGCUCUACUCGGGUGACUCGACCUCGGCGCGCUACAUCAUCAAUGGGUUCCUGACGGCGCCGGUGCGACUGACGUGUGGGCUCGGCCAAGGGGACCCGGCGUCAUCGUCGGUCUGGGACAUCGUGUUUCAGCCGUUCCUGGAUGCUCUACACCGUCGAAACAUCGCGCUGAAUCUCUCCAUACCUGCACUUCAUCCGUACCCACAGAGCCGCGCCAUUACAUCACUUGCAUUUGCCGAUGACGUUGUCGUCGCCGUCGCGGGCUUGGAGUCACUCAACUUGCUCGAUGACCUGGCGCUCGACUGGAGGCAUGCAACGAAUGGCCGGCUCAACACGGACAAGACGGUCGUCCUACCGAUUGGACGUCGCUGGGACCCUGGGGAACGGCCAAUCGUCGUCAAGGCCGCAGGCAAGUCGCUCGAGUGGAUCGGCCUCCCCUUCGACCCCAGCGGCGACACCGAACUCGCCUACGCGAAUCUCAUCGAACGGCUCGAGGCGACGCUGGAAGCGGUUCAGCAUCGCUGGCUCACGCACCACACCCGUGCCUUUUACGUCAAUCGGUACGCCAUUCCCAAGAUCCUGCAUUUCCUUGCAGCCGACAUCCCGCCGCCCGAAGUCGUCAAGAAGCUCGAUGACAUGCUCGUCGAUUUCGUCCGUGGGGGCAAGGGCAGGACCAGCUACGGCAGAGACAUUGUGUUCACCGCCAAGAACAAGGGGGGACUCGGGGUGAUAAGGAUGCGGGACGUUGUGGACGCGGUUGCGGCACGGCUCUGGGACGUUCUUCUCGGCGGUUCCGGCGCGAUUUGGCAAGGACUUGCGCGCGCAUCACUCCAGCGAGCUCAGCCCGACCUCGACCUGGCCACCGAUCUCUGGCCACAUCCAUCUACUCCCAUCCCCAACGACCUUCAUCCCCGAUGGCACGCCGCACUGGGCGUUCCGAAACUUCACGACGCGCAGGUCAACCCGAGGGCCUUGACCACCGCGAACUUGCUCGCGCUGCCCACCCUGCUCGGCAGCCUCCACACCCCCAUCAGAGGGAGACAGACCAUCGACGCGGUUCAUGUACCUGACUACCUUCGUCUCCAGGGCUACCCGAAGGUGGCGGAUCUCUAUCGACGCGAGUUGUAUGCGGGUGGGGGGUUUCACCUCUGGACGCCGCCGGCGGAUGUGCUCGGCGACAACAGCGAGUACGAUCGACGCGGGCUCCCGCAGCGACUGGCAAUCGCGGCCUGGUACCGGUUCACUGUCGAUCGACACAAGAACACCCCCUUGGCGGCGGCGGUGGCGGCGGGACGACUCAACGUGCCUCCCCGGAUCGGCACCAGCGCACCACUCGAGGCGAUCAUCCCCAAGCCCGUGGCCCGCUUCGCAAUGGAGCAGCGCCUUCCGGACCCGGUGCUUCCACAACAGGCGAGCCAGUAUACGCUGCUGAACAUGGCUCGCCCCUACACAGUCCGUCGCAUCCGCCGGGUCCUGAACGCGAAGGCAUUUACCAACAUGCUCGGGCUCAAGGGACCACCGCAGCCGGACGACCUCAGGAGCUUCUGGAAGGCAGUCAACUCGAAGGCACUGACGGCGAGGGAGAGGGAAGUUUGGUUCAAGCUGAUCCUCCGCUUCACCCCGACGCGCAAACUCCAGCACGAGCAAAAGCACGACACUUCUCCCGCGUGCCUCGUGUGCGAAGCGCCGGUGGACGACACCGAUCACUACUUCUUCGGCUGCUUCGACUCGCGAAACGUCUGGAUCGCGGCGAGGGGCGUGCUCUGCGACGCGCUCGGAUGCGACACGAUCGAGGAUGCCGAGUACACGACGCUUCAACGACUCUUUGGCCUCCCCAAGCUCAAGGCCAAGCUCAGCGCACAGGAAGGCGCGGGCAGGACGAUCGAGAUCUUCACGGGGAUGGUUUUGGAGAUGAUCAGCAGUGGGAGAUGGAGGAUGCAGAAGCACGGGACGAGGAUGGAAAGCGUGGAGAGGAGGAGGGUGGUACUGGAGGAGAGGAUGAAGUUGAGGGCGGGAGGAGCAAGAGGCAGGCGAGUGCAGUAG
Messenger RNA from Microbotryum saponariae, 11491 nucleotides. The record is from the annotation of a GenBank genome assembly. Lineage: Eukaryota; Fungi; Basidiomycota; Microbotryomycetes; Microbotryales; Microbotryaceae.